This is a messenger RNA of Linum tenue, 6527 nucleotides long. NCBI's taxonomy places the organism in Eukaryota, Viridiplantae, Streptophyta, Magnoliopsida, Malpighiales, Linaceae. The record is from the annotation of a GenBank genome assembly.
AAAAAAUAUAAAUUUCCAAAACCAACUGUCGUCCUUCCAUAACGUUCCGCUUUUCUCCCAUCGCCUUCUCCGUCCGACCAUUUCUGCUCCACCGCCGCCGGCGACGCUAUCCCAUCAAAUUUCCCCUUCAUCCGAUGGCUGCAAUGUCAACGAACGUUGUCCAAAAUGUUUUUGUAGCACAGAAUAGGCAGAUAGCAACCCAGUACCAAAGGGACAGUUCUGCCCCUAAUACCUGCAAAUUGCUUCCCUUUCAUGGAGGGAAGUUGGCAUGGACUGGCAUAUCUUCCAUGCACAUGCACACAUGGUCAAAAUUCCACAGUGGUUUUGCUAACCGAAGACCUAUUUUCUGCAAUGCUGCUACAACCACUGCUGUUCCUUCUCUGGACAAAGUGGACUUUUUGAAACUUCAAAAUGGCAGUGAUAUCCGAGGAGUGGCUGUUCCUGGCGUGGAGGGUGAACCUAUUAGUCUCACUGAACCAGUUACAGAAGCAAUAGCUGCUGCAUUUGCUGCAUGGUUAUGUGAUAAGAGAAAAGCUGAUGCAACCAGACCUUUAAAAGUUUCCAUUGGUCAUGAUUCCCGCAUAUCAGCCCAAAAACUACAGGAUGCAGUUUCUCGAGGCAUUACUGGUGCAGGAUUGGAAGUAAUUCAAUAUGGAUUGGCAUCUACACCAGCAAUGUUUAAUAGCACAAUGACAGAAGACGAAGCAUUUUUCUGUCCAGUUGAUGGAGCUAUCAUGAUAACAGCUAGUCAUCUUCCUUUCAACAGGAAUGGGUUCAAAUUUUUCACUAAUGCUGGGGGGCUUGGAAAGCCUGACAUCAAAGACAUUUUGGAUCGAGCCGCAGACAUAUAUAAAAGCUUUACAGAUGAAAGUUUGUCUCAAUCAAAGAAAAGAGCCUCUGAAUUGGUGAAGAAAGCUGAUUACAUGACUGUUUAUACCUCCGACCUCGUGAAGGCUGUCCGCAAAGCAGCUGGAAAUAUAGAGAAGCCAUUGGAGGGGUUUCACAUUGUUGUUGAUGCUGGAAAUGGUGCAGGAGGAUUCUUUGCUGCAAAAGUUCUUGAGCCUCUUGGGGCAAUAACUUCUGGGAGUCAGUUCCUAGAGCCAGAUGGUAUGUUUCCCAAUCAUAUUCCCAACCCAGAGGAUAAGGCAGCAAUGAAAGCUAUCACCAAAGCAGUCCUUGCUAACAAAGCUGAUUUGGGGAUCAUCUUUGACACAGACGUUGACAGAUCUGCUGCCGUGGACUCUACUGGACGCGAGUUGAACCGCAAUCGCUUAAUUGCGCUGAUGUCUGCUAUUGUCCUGGAGGAGCAUCCAGGAACAACUAUUGUCACCGACAGUGUAACUUCUGACGGGUUGACUACAUUUAUUGAAAAGAAACUUGGUGGAAAGCAUCAUCGGUUCAAAAGAGGCUACAAAAAUGUGAUUGAUGAAGCCAUUCGUCUGAACGCUGUUGGUGAGGAGUCACAUCUUGCUAUUGAAACCAGUGGACAUGGAGCUCUGAAGGAAAACCACUGGCUUGAUGAUGGUGCAUAUCUCAUGGUCAAGCUUCUAAACAAACUUGCCUCAGCCAGGGCAUCAGGAAAUGGGGGUGGGAGCAAAGUCUUAACCGACCUGGUUGAAGGCUUAGAGGAACCUGGAUUUGCAGUGGAACUAAGACUGAAAAUCAAUCAGAAUCAUCCAGAUCUUAAAGGAAGACCAUUCCGGGAAUAUGGAGAGGCAGUUCUCAAGCAUUUGGAUAACUAUGUAGCUUCUGACCCUAAACUUCAGAAAGCUCCAGUUAACUAUGAAGGGGUGAGUUGAUCUUUGAUUAGCAGCUGAUGAGAUUUUGUACAGUUGCUGUGACUUGAGACUUUGAACAGUCCAGUUAACUCUUCAUGUGUGUACGCAGCUCCGGGUUUCUGGUUAUGGUGGAUGGUUCCUUCUCAGGCUCUCCCUUCAUGAUCCUGUCCUUCCUCUCAAUAUUGAGGGACCAACCGAUGCUGAUGCUGUAAAACUGGGAAUUGCUGUGGCUUCUGCCGUGAAGGAGUUCCCUGCUCUGGACACAUCUGUGUUGGACAAAUUCGUCCAAGGUUCGUAAGACUCGGGGCUGUUUUUGCUUUUUGGCGCUCGUGAGCCACUUUUUUGCUUACUUAGAUGGUGGAUGAGCUGGAAAAGUUGUGUUUCGCUUGUAUAUGAACGAUGAAGAUUGAAUAAAAGCAAAGAUACAAACAUCUUGUAACAGUUUCAUCCAUUUAUGAAAGAACUGACACUUGAUUUUUGCUCUCUAUACAAACCCAUUUAAUCCCAACCACAACCCAUUUGCAACCUCUGCUGAUCAUGUUCAGGCAAUCUAAAUCAGGCAGCGAUUGCUGAAGCUUUUUACAAUCAUGAUACAACUACAUUAUGCAACAUAUCUGCAUUUAGAUAAGUUCCCAUUCCAUACAUAUGACUUAUAUACAACAAGAGCAGCUGCUGAUAAGGAUCCUUCCUACUUUCGACAUUCUUUUUCUUCUUUUACCUACAAGUAUCUGCGUGUAAUUUUGUUGAAAGGAGACGCUAACUGCUAGUUCGUUGUGGAGUUUAGCAGCUUCAUCAUGAAGUUGAAUUGAACAUCUGGGGAGGUUCUAGGCUGAGGCCAGUUUGCACCCUCAGGCACCCUGAUGGACUUGAACCCUUGCCCUCUGUACAGUCUGAUAGCACCAGGGUUACGCAGAUCACAGUGAAGAGCAACGGCAUGGCAGCCCCAAGUCUUAGCCAAUGCUUCUGCCUUGGCUACAAGCUGUUUUCCUAUCCCCUUUCGCCGGUACCUCUCUCGAACUGCUACAUUCGAUAUGUAGGCAAUUCCAGUCCUUCUUUGGCGCAGUGGGCCUUUUCUAGGAAGGAAAUCGGCAACAGUGUCCACGGUCAAGAUCCCGGCAACAUAUCCCUUGUUGAGAGUGAACUUGGCAUCAAACCCUCCAAUCUUGAUAUCCUCGCUACCAAUGUAGAAGGAUUGAUCAAUGGAGCUGCUGCCAACAACAGCCACAAGGCAGAUUUUCUUGCAACCAGCAGGUACAGAGAAGCCAAGCAGCAUUCCAACUAUCCUAUCCAUUCUCAGCACGAAAUCCAUUGGGAAGGAGUAAUCAGGGAAGAAGGAGCUGCAGUGAGUCUCUGCCACUUCCCAACAGUCCUCAACCCUUGCCUCCCUCACCGUUAUCUCUGGUGACAGAGUUGGGAACAACUCCGCCACUUGACUUGCUCUGCAUAUUCCUGCAGUUUGGUGACCAGAAUCGACCUGAAUGAUAUUCCACACCAGCCCAAAACUAACCGAGAAUAUAGAAAAGUGCUAAAACAAAGAAAAUAAGAUAGCGUAAAAGGCAUUGGAAUGCGGCUGAAAGAGAAAACAACCAUUCUCAACAACCAUUACAAGUUACAACAAUGCCAGCACUAAAAUAACCACGUUCAAGGAACUGGGUUUUGACAAGCAACUGAAAUUUAUGCUCUUAACACUGAACACCAAAAGGGUCAUGUGAUCCACACGCAUGCAAUUACAGAUACAUACAAUAGAAAGGUAAAACGAGUAGACAACAAUGGCAAGCUCAAUUCUAGGCAGAACUAGCUUAACCUGAGAUAAAUGGCCAAAGUAGUAAUCUGAAAGACUCAAUAAAACUAUAUCCCAUUAGAGGCGAAAUUCACCAGAUCGAAAACAAGAGAAAAAGGAAUGAUCUUUGCAGUAGAAAAGCAGCAUAAAACCCACGAUUGACACCGAACCAACAACAGGAGAACAGAAAGAGGAAAAGGGUAAGCAUCAAAGCCUGCUUUUUGUAAACCACGAACAACAGAAACCCACCCGAUUUGGGAAGAGAAUGGAUGAAAACAGAGGGCUCGCCAUGAGAAAUCCCUAGAGAAGAAGGAGAAGAAGAGAAGUGCUGAUGAGGGCGCUUGAGAGUGAGAGUGGGAUUAGAGUCCACGGAAUUGCCGGUGAAGGAAGAGGUGGGAGGAAGAGGGAUUCCCAAAGGCAACGACCGCAUUUCCCGAGAUUCUGUUCUGUCCUGUCCUUGUUUGUUUCCUUUGUUGCUUCCCCUCCCUCCUCCCUCAGCAACCGCAACAAAAUCCCAGAUUCUUUUCUUCCUUCCUGCCUAGCUGGGUUUUCUUUGGGAUUUCAUUCUGUGUGGUAACUGCUGAAGUGCUGAUCUUUUUUCUUCCUCAAAGGAUGUCUUUUGCAUUGCUUCGCUCGCCCGUUUGUCUCGAUUGGGCUAUGAACUUACGAUGGACCGAAACGGGAUGUCGGCCCAGUGGAGUGAGCCCAUACAUGGGCCCAACAAGGGGAGUUUCUCCGCGUUGUGGAAGAGACACUCUGGAGAGAUGGAGAAGAUGAAUCGGUAAAGAGGAGGAGGGUGUUGAGUUCAAUUGGGGAGUUGGAUCCCAAAAUCGGCCGCUGCCGCCGGGAAGAAAGAGAAGACGAGCUCUUUCUUUCCCUUUCCGCCCAUUUAAACGAUCGCCAUCGCCAAAACGGGAAGAGCUCCUUUUCCAUUCAUAAUCACUGCAAGAAGCACAAAAGAAGGGACGAAGAAGAAGAAAAGAAAAUUUAGGUGCGUGAAAUGUCAGGUCUGCACCGAUCUUCCAGCGCUCCGUUGAAGAACGGCCAUGGCGGCCUUCCUCCUCAAGAGCUCCUCGAUGACCUCUGCAGCCGUUUCGUUUUGAAUGUUCCCCAAGAAGAUCAACAAUCAUUUGAGAGAAUUUUAUUCCUUGUGGAGUAUGCACAUUGGUUCUACGAGGACAAUUCUGUGGAGAAGAAUCCAUCAUUGAAGUCAUUCAGCUUGAAGGAAUUCACCACUUUGUUAUUUAACAGCUGUGAUAUUCUACGACCAUAUGUUCCUCAUAUAGAAAACAUAUUCAAGGAUUUCACCUCGUACAAAGUUCGAGUACCCGUAACUGGGGCAAUUAUUCUGGAUGAGACCUAUGAACGGUGCUUGCUGGUGAAAGGGUGGAAAGGGACGAGUUGGAGUUUCCCACGUGGUAAAAAGAACAAAGAUGAGGAAGACCAUGCAUGCGCUAUCCGAGAAGUCUUCGAGGAAACAGGUUUUGACGUUUCCGAGCUUCUUAACAAAGAUGAAUAUAUUGAGGAAAUAUUUGGACAACAGAGGGUUCGGCUCUACAUAAUUGCUGGUGUAAAAGAUGAUACAACAUUUGCUCCACAGACCAAAAAGGAGAUAAGUGAAAUUGCCUGGCAGCGACUGGAUGAGCUCCAACCAGCAAAUGAUAAUGUCAUAUCACGUAGUAUCAUCGGCCUCAAACUUUACAUGGUUGCUCCAUUCUUAUCGUCUCUGAAAUCGUGGAUUUCAUCUCAUCCGCCCUCUAUGGCCCCAAGACCCGAUCUCCCUCUCAAAGGUGUAUCCAUGUGGAAAGCAAGGAACAGCACGUUGGUAGGCAGCACAAGCACAGCAGUAACGGAGAGCCAAUUGACUAGGCCCAAAUCCGAUGCUCAUCAUCAUCAGCAUCAUCAUCCUCAUCCUCCUCCCUCUCCUCCCGACACGGGGCCUGGCGAGAGUUUCAGAAACUUCAGAUUCGACAAAGCUGCAAUCGUCAGAGCUGCUGAAGCUCGUUUCUCAUGACCUUCCCGUUUCCGCCCUGUAAAUGAUCUAUGCUUACAUAGAUGGAUUAGAGCAGUUGACAUGUAUUACCGCUAGCUUGCCAUCAUUCCCCAGUCGUCCUCAACGUGUUAGCUCUGAUGUAUAUUGGUUCGUGUCAGCAAAUUCCAGAUGAUGGGUUUCGUGUAAAUCCUGUACAGUAGUCCAUCCCGUUUUGUGUUGAAAAUGGAGCAGUUGUGAUCAAUUACCAUGUUAGGAAUCUGGUGGAAGUUAAAGUUUGUUUCUGUGCGCAGCGUUCCGGUAAUCUUGUAGACGACGAAAACUGCAGCUGCUGUUGUGGUUCUCUAGUUUCUUCUUUGGGGGUACGAGAAAGACACUGGAAACUUAUUGUGGGAUUCUUGUCAUCAUGAUCGUUGAGCUGAGUUGACAUGGUAACAAGACUGAUUUGAAUCGUGCCUUUCUUUUGUUGAAAUUCCAUUGUCUAAUGCGUACAUGGAGACACAGAACGACAAGCAAUAAUGUUAGCGUUGUCGCUAUCAGCCUAUCAACAUUUAGCUAAAGGAAACAUUUGCAACCACUCCCUCUGUUGGGAAUCUUUCUUUUCCUGGUGAUUAUUGUUGUUCAUCAUCUCUGGUUCAAUUCGAUUUGUCGUCACAGAGAGGUGCUGAUCAGAAGCUCAAAAACAUCAAAUGAUGUUGCGUUUGUGCUGGUCCAGAUCAAAUGAUUUUGGCCCGACUCAAAUCGUGGUUAUUAGUUUAGUUAGUGGGAUUCCCAGCCUCCCUUUUGUCAUGUGGCCUUCAAAAAAUGGGUGUCCAUUACCUCCUGGCCAGGUUGUGUAAGACAAGAUACCCCCAUCUCUUGGUUAUGGGCCACUUCUCUUGAUGUUUUUUCUCCACCUCUUUGUCGAACUAUAUUGUAUCGACAGUCUGAUUGGAAAAAUUAUUUAUUGGAGUGCAAAUCAGUGUAGAAGUUUACCGGU